Phytomonas sp. EM1 is the source of this 1431-nucleotide messenger RNA. The record is from the annotation of a GenBank genome assembly. NCBI's taxonomy places the organism in Eukaryota, Euglenozoa, Kinetoplastea, Trypanosomatida, Trypanosomatidae.
AUGAUGCAGAGUUACAAUGCCAGAUCUAGCUCUAAGAAGGCGCAUAGUGCUUUAGGACCUAAUAUGUUGAUAUUAAACACUUUGAGGGAUCGUGUGCGUGCGCUCGGCGAGAUGAUUUUAGAGAUCACGGAUACUGCAUUAACCGAGGCUGAGGUUCUUUCUCAAAAAAUCGCUUCUUCAGCAAAUGGAAACGCUUAUAUGCCCUUGAACAACCGAAUCUGUAGGAAUGUACUGAACACCGUUGUAAGAUCGAGUCGUAAAAGUGGGAAAAUAGUAGUUUCUGUUUCCAUCGUCAACACACGCGAUUCAAAUUGCCUUCCAGCAGAAAAUAAGCGGUCGGUCGAGUCAACCUCGGGCAGGUCUUCGAUUGCUCAACAAAAGCGGAAGACCAUUACUACCUUACGGAGCGGUGGUUCCCAGGCUCCUGCGAGCAGGGAAGCCUCCUCUGUCGCGCCUCGUCAAACGAACCACUCGGACGACAAACCGUGGCGACAAAAGCCUCCCUCGUUACGUUCGUCUCGCCCCAAAGCAAUCGAAAACCGAGCGAAUUCUGCCCUAAAAGAUGCAACAAAACCUCAACAUGAGGCGAGCGGCACUGGAACCAGGAAAAAAGUGAUGUGGGAUGAGGAAAUCGAACAACUUUUGAAGGAUAAACCUACCGCUGGGAACUACAUGGAACUUAUUCGCCGCAACGAAGUCUCCAAAACAAAGAGUAGCACCGUCCACACGGAUGAAGGCUCGCCCAAGCCCAUCAAUUCGCCUGAUGGAAUCCCUCGCAAUGGGGAUGGCGGUGAAUGUGAGUUGUUUCAAUGCCGCGCUCCUGUUUAUGAUAAGUCCUAUGAGCUUUAUGUGGAUCCCACCCAAACUUCAGUGCCUCAUGAUAACAUCACUGAGGAAGAAAGCACAUUUUAUUCAUGCGGAUUCUCGUCUAUCGAUAGUUAUAAAAAGGGUUCGCAUAGAGGUAAACCCCAAAACGGUACCGGCGGUAAGCCUUUGCCUUCCAGGGGUGCGGUGGAAACACUCUCCGGGGUUUAUCAUCUCCCGGGGGCGAUUCUAUCGGAGGAGGCGAUAUCCAAGGAGGAGAUCAUGGCCCUUCUUCCAGCUCCCGCGCUAAAGGAAGCAGAAGGCGCGUUGGUUUCAUUCAUGGAUCACUCACGGACGUCUUCCUUGCCUUUUCCUUUCGACGCCAGUAAUCCAAACUCGCCGAAUCCGCGCAAUCCACUCGAAGAAGGGCGGGCUCGUAUAAUGCAUUUUGAUUCCUUCCCAGGCAGCCGCAGCGAGAUCCCCCCUCCUUCCUUGGCCGCGUCUUUUGUUCGAGAAUCCAGCCCGCAGAGGUUGCAAAUCCGUCCGGUGCUCCCCGGCGAGCCGUGCUGCGUUCAACUUCUAACGGCGGAUAAAAACACCUCCGAGUCCGUCAAGGAGUACGUGUAG